Messenger RNA from Paraglomus occultum, 627 nucleotides. Lineage: Eukaryota; Fungi; Glomeromycota; Glomeromycetes; Paraglomerales; Paraglomeraceae. The record is from the annotation of a GenBank genome assembly.
AUGAAUAACGGUUUUUUCUACACUGACCUGGUUUCUUCCAUCGCUUCUACCUCCGCAAACGUCAAACCUAAUCCCAUAGCCGAUUUUACGGAUACUGAAUUACACCUUUUGGACUGGCCACCGUGCUACGUUCAUGAGGAUCUACUGAAGUUUAAUGACAAGUCUCGUCCAGUAACCCCGCCGCGACCACAAAAUGCGUGGGUGCUGUAUAGGAAAAACUUUGAAAAAUGCCUGCGUUUACAAAAUCCUGACGGUGUCUUUCGCGUAAAAGACGUCUCUAAAAAAGCUAGCUUACAAUGGAAAGAAGAGCCGAGCGAAGUCAAACAGUAUUUCUGUGCACUCUCAAAAUUCGCGCAGUAUGUUCAUAGAUAUACCUAUCCCUAUUAUGUAUAUCAUCCAAAACGGAGAAAGCGGGAAAACAAAGAAUACAGGUUUAAAGUCAUAGGGAGUAAAGAAUACGGGAGGCGUGAAAUAAUAAAAGAGGCCGCGAACAAGAGAACCGACGAAGGAAAUGGCGAGAGUGCUGGACGCACAGAAACUUCGAGUGAAGAAUGUAACCUGAUAAAUGAGAAUACUGUUGGCGUUGUACCUGUUGAGAACUCCAAUCUACCAAUGACGCUACCAUGA